This is a messenger RNA of Rubroshorea leprosula, 1485 nucleotides long. Lineage: Eukaryota; Viridiplantae; Streptophyta; Magnoliopsida; Malvales; Dipterocarpaceae. The record is from the annotation of a GenBank genome assembly.
CCAAAUUCUGAGUUUCCCUCCCUAAUUAUCUCCGUCCCUCUCCCAAAUCUCCAAAUUUUGGAGUUGAUUUUGCUAAAACUCAAAAACCAAUUAGAACCUAAUUGCCAAAUUCAUUUCCUCAACUCUAAUCCAUCAACGACAGGAGGUCAAUAGGUGAGUUUGUGUUGAUUUUGGGUGAUUUCUUCCUAAUCCUCUUCGUUUCUUCUCUCUGCCAGAGGUGUUGCUAACGUGGACUGGAACAUUCUCGAUGAUGCGGCGGACUUUGACCUCUAGGUCAUCCUCUUCCUCCUUUAACACUGGCUUCUCAUACUCCACAAUCGCCGUCGAUCCCACUGUAGGAGGACGCGGCGGUAGUCCCGAUUUCUAUUCCGUCAACGCUAACUGCAUCUUCGCGUCCUUCGGGUUUUGCAUAAUCAAGGGAUUUGGGGUUGGAGAACAAGUGCUACAGGGGAGGGAGGUUGCUGCUCUAGAUCUGCUUGAAACCCAUUUCUCCCUUUUUCUACCACUAUUUCCAUCUGUCAUCUCUUGAUUUCAUUGUUUCCUCAGUUCCUAGAGGGCAAAAUGGAUGAUGUAAACGACUGUGAUUUCUCAAAUCCACAAGGACCUACUGAAGUGGAAAACUCUCGGACACCAAAUGGAUGCAGCUGCAGUUAUGACUUCUCCACUGAUUCCAUCUAUCUUAUCUGGUCCAAGGUGAUGAUAUGGGGGAAGAGAAGACAUAAAACACGUGCUGCAAUGUGUUUACUCGAUCAAACUUCAUUUCUUCCUUCCAAAUGCUAAAUAAUUGAGAAAGACUGGACCACCCAAUUAACAAAUCCAGGAGUAGAGACUAACGCUGAAAGAGAAACCGAUUGAUAAGUUAAUUUCUUUCCUUGUGUGUGUGUGUGUUUUUUUUUUUUUGUUUUUUUUUUUUGGUCCAUUACAAAUUUGUCAUUUUACAUUGAACAGAAAACUGUUGCAGCACUUCUGUUUUAAUUUCUGUAUGUAAUGUAAUACUAUUAACUACUUCAACUUCAAACUGGUGUUGCACGUCUAUUAAUAUCUAAUCCUGCCAAUUUAUAAUGCUUGUUGUCUGAUUGUUAUCUCCUUAGUGUGUUAAUUAUAUUUAGGAUUAAUUCCACAUAUCUCAGUGUUGAAUAUAAUUUGUGUUUGAGUUUGAUUAUCUAAUGUACGGUAAUCUUUGUUCAAAAAAAAAAAAAAUUGCUUGGUUAAUCUGUGCUACUAUCGCAUUUUCAUCUUGUACUGCAAAGUUUGUUAUUGUAGAAGAUCUAAGUGUACGCUCUCUAUAUGGUAGUUCUAAUAAAUUUAAUAGAUCUGAUUUUUGGUCAUUUUAAUAGAGAUUUGGAGCCUUGCAAUUAAAGUCCCUUCAAAGCCACCUCACAAAAGCUCCAAUAAGGUUCCACCUUUUUCUUUUGACUUGUCUUGGAAAGUGCUAAGGCAUUUAGAUCCCCUAUGACCCAUUAAGAAUAAAUGGAUAGAUGAAAU